AUGUUGCACAACCGUGUGAUAGCAAAGAUGUCGUAUGUGUAAGAAAAGGUACAUUUUGUUUUAUAUGACAGAAGAGGCUUGAUCUGUUAUAAAGUUAACUUGUGUACCCAGGAGACGGCUUCCUUUAAACUUCACUGAGCUGAUAAGUUUCCCUCUCUUUCACUGGAACUGGGAUUAACAGCAGCACUGAAAAAGAGACUUUAAAAAGAAACAGGACAUCAAAUGAGCCUGUUGAACUCAGUCUGAUCUGUAGUCGACUGAUUAUUCUCUUGGGACUGCUGAUAGUGUGUCACCCUCUGUCCAGCCUCUCUCUGCUGUCUGCACAAAUAUAAUAUCAGCCGGCAUCAGCAAUGUGGUGUUCAUGCCUCCUGCUGUUAGCACUCACUGCAUAUACAGACCCAGUUGCAGGGUACAGUAAUGGGAAAGUUAGUGUUGCCUGUGGAGACAUGGUGCCUCAGCAUGGCUAUGAUCCCAGCCCAGACCCUCCUCCAUACAGCAUCAGCGUAGAUAAAUCCAUAUGCGGUCCACUUGACAACAUCACAGUGUCUUUAGAAGUGGCCUCCUCCAAACGCACCUUCUUCAGAGGGUUCCUGAUAGAAGCUCGGGAUGCUGGGAAAUUGAGCUCCCCAGCAGUUGGACUCUUUGUUCUGACUGACCCAAUGGAGUCCCAGUUAAUACUCUGUAGCCAGGGAUCUGCGGUGAGCCACAGGAGAAGCUCAAAGAAGACUCACAUUCGGGCUGUGUGGCAACCCCCAAAAGACCCUCCACAAAAAGUCCAGUUUCUUGUGACAGUGGUGCAUGAAUAUAAGGUGUACUGGGUGAGGAUCGCAGGUCCUGUGGUGUCUCUGAGUCAAGCAACUGCUGUUCCAUCCACUGCUGUUCCUGCUCAAACCACCAGGCCCACUGCUCUGUCAACACCGUUUAGUUCAGUGGGGUGUGGCUGCAGUAAAUCUUGCCUCCGAGACCCAGUGGGCUGUCACCCAGAGUCAGAUCCCCACUGCUUCUUCCUGUCUUUUAUCCCUGAUGAGCAGAGUGUGAUGUUUGAACUGAGUGGGCCUGCUGAAGGUUACGUAUCCUUCGCCCUGUCUCUGGACAAAUGGAUGGGGAAUGAUGACAUCUAUCUGUGCAAGAAUGAUGAAGGCAGUGUUACAAUCAGUGCAGCCUAUGCCACGGGACGAAAACACCCUGAACUGGCAACAGAGAAGGGUCUGUGGAAUCAGGCCUGGAGGUUGGCCGAUGGAGUCAUUCAGUGUCGUUUCCAAAGAAACAUACUCCUCCCUCAGCUGGAGAACAGGUUCAACCUAAACCAGAGCUACUUCCUGUUUCUUACACAUGGUAGAGCUCACCAGGGUUCAAUCCACAAACAUGAUCGGCAGCCUCUCAUCUCCACUAAUCAGAAGUUGAUCACUGGACAUCCAGAGGAUCUAUUUGGCUCUCGAUCCCCCCUGCUGAUCAAGUUCCAUGGUGUGUUAAUGCUGACUGUCUGGAUGUGGAUGGUGAGCACUGCCACUGUCAUUGCUCGCCACUGCAAACACUUCUGGCCUGACACAACUCUGUUUGGACAAAGGCUGUGGUUUCAGCUCCAUCGAAGCAUGAUGGUCUUUGCUGUGGUCGUAACUGGUGUGGCCUUCAGCUUGCCUUUCAUAUAUAGAUGGGGAUGGAGCAAGCAUGCAGGCUCACACCCUUACUUAGGCUGCACUGUCAUGACUCUGUCUGUCAUCCAGCCAAUUAUGGCAAUUCUCAGACCAGCCCCAGUGUCCCCCAGGAGGAUUAUCUUCAGCUGGAUGCACUUUGCAACAGGCACUGUUGGCCAGAUACUUGCUGCAAUAUGUGUGUUCCUGGGUUCUGCUCAGCAGGCAUUGUUGUUACCCAGUCCCUGGUCUCCUGCAGUGCUGACUGGAUGGCUGCUGUGGAUCGUGCUGGUAGACCUCAUGUUAUUAAUCCACUCCUGCAGACUCAGGAGUAGAGCAAAGAGCAGCAGUGACGACAAAGAGAACAUUUUGUUUGCUCAGUCAGACACGCAACUUAAUGGAGAGAUUUCCAAAGUCAAGAAGAUGGUGUUAUUGGUGUUCCUAAUCGGAAAUACAGUGCUUCUGGCUGCAUUUAUAAAAGCUAUUGCAAGUGUAUAAUUACCACAAAUGCUCCUUUUUUGCAAUGUUUUGUAAUAGUUCUAUAUACAGUAUAUAUUUCUGUUCAAAAGUUUGUUCUGGGAGUUUUUCCUUAGUCGAUGUGAGGGUCGAAGGGCAGAGGAUGUUGCUGAUGUUAUGUAAAGCCCUUUGAGACAAACUGCUUGUAAAAAUGGGCUAUACAAAUAAAGUUGUCUUGUCUUCUCUUGUCUUUAAAGUUCAUAUUAUUUUAGUGCAAAUAGUUAAUUUAAAAUUAAUAUAAAAUUAUGUAAUGUGUGUAUAUAAUUAAUUAUAUUGAUAAUUUUGGCAUGAAGGUUGAAUUAGCCCCAUUGAAGUGCACUGAAAACUUAUUUUUGUAGAUUCAACAGUUUCCAUUAUUUCUAUCUAUCUAUUUCUAUCAUAAAUAAGUCAGUUCUGAUACACAGACUCAAUUUGACACACUUAUUUGUUGGAGAAAACAAAGGUGAACUGUAAGUAAGCAUCCAUUACAAUUUAUUGUUGUUCUUCUAUGUAGUACUAUUAUAACUAACUUAAACAACAUAAUACAUAGUCUUCAGAAUUCCAAUUAUAACAACCUGUCAUGUUUGUCCUUUGUAAUUUAUGAUGUUUAUU
Molecule: messenger RNA, 2738 nt
Organism: Scatophagus argus
Lineage: Eukaryota; Metazoa; Chordata; Actinopteri; Scatophagidae
Product: putative ferric-chelate reductase 1
Exons: 17
Coding region: 351-2129 (592 amino acids)
Molecular function (GO): oxidoreductase activity, acting on metal ions
Source: RefSeq, a predicted model, not a curated record